UAAACUAAUAAAAAUAAAAAUUACUUCAGAUUGCUACGAGGAUUGUAAUAAUUAUGAUUUAACUACAGAAACUGAAGAAGAUAAUCAGCAAGUUUCAAAAAAGCGCAAACGUGCUGCUUGUACAACUUUUUUUGAAGGCGAGGAAGAAGUUGAUGUUGAUAUUAAUACAGAAAUAAAACUAUCUACAUUUCCACAGCCACCUGCUAUAUUAGGCAAAAUGUUACCAUCAAAUAUUUCACUAUAUAAAAAGGUUGUGGAUGUGGUACCACAAGGAUUUAAAAGUGAUCAUGCAACUAAACUAUCACCAAUUCCACAGUCACCUGGUCUUUCAAGCUGUUAUUCUAAGAUACCUUCAUUCAAAUCAAGCAUGGUGACUAUACUAAAAGAAAAUAAAAUGGAUCAAUCAACUAACCAAUCAGCACUUUCUCCUUUUCUGUUACCCCGAAAAUUUGAUUCUAAAAUACCAAUAUUCAGACAGAGAGCUGCCACAUCAAAAGACAAUGUAAUAGAUCGAUCAAUGAAACUAUCAGCAUUAAAUAGAAAGUUUCAAGCAAACAUGAUACUGAGUGAGCCAACUGCUCCUCAAGAAAAUGAAAUCGAUAAUGGGAAGUUUCAGAGAAAAGUUCUUUAUCAGUUAUCAAAUAUGGCUAACGAAAUUAAAGAUUUACGAAUAGCAGUGGAAAUGAUGGCCGUACCAAGUUUAGAGACUGUUGCUGAGGUCCAUCUAGAAGUUAUAGCUAGAGCUAUUGGGACCUUGAAUGGAUACAGAAAAUUAGAGGAGCAAUGUGGAGUUCUUGCUAAUCGAACAAUUUUACUUCGCCUUCUUUCACGAAUCGGAGGGUCAUCCAUUAAAGAUACUUCUAAGAAUCUAUUGAAAAGACUUUUUACAAAUUUUGUUAUGUCUCAUUUGAGUAUGGAUGGUAAAGGUUCUCUUAAAAAGCUUCCGUUUAGAGACUUUACAAAUUUUGUUAUGUCUCAUUUGAGUAUGGAUGGUAAAGGUUCUCUUAAAAAGCUUCCGUUUAGAGACUCUGCUCUGUGUCAACUUGUUGUUGAGUGUGUAUUGAAACGAUAUUCUACGUCUUCUUUGUCCGAAAUACAUUCGUGCAUUGGUUCUCAUCUUAGAAUGGCUCCGUUUCGUUUAGGUGGCACUGGGAAAGGUGGCGCCCAUUUUUCCAAUUCUCAAGAUGGAGAGGCUGGCUUGAACGAUUCAAGCAAAGAUGAUGCUUAUUGUCAUGGAAGCGAUCAUGAUAAUGAUAAAUACGAUAAUUCAUAUUAUAAUAAUUAAAAUUAGUGUAAAUAUGUUUAAGACUUGCAUUUAUGAAAAAAAAUAUCUGUAUGUUUGA
Messenger RNA from Hydra vulgaris (swiftwater hydra), 1343 nucleotides. RefSeq lists its product as uncharacterized. The record is from RefSeq and is a predicted model, not a curated record. NCBI's taxonomy places the organism in Eukaryota, Metazoa, Cnidaria, Hydrozoa, Anthoathecata, Hydridae.